AUUCAGCCUACGCUGGCCAUGAAUAGCGUUAGGGAGUCGUGUCAUCAACUUCCACUUAUAAUCACGACCUUUUUCCAGGGUCUACCAAGAACAUCAGGAAUAAAGAGUCAUGAAAUCAGAUGCAAGCCUGAUGCUGUGUUCGUAUAACUUUCUCUCGUCGAAGGAAGUUUAUUUGUUAACAUUAAAGUCCAGCUUUAUGGGAUGUAUUUGCACAAAGCAGCAACUUAAAUAUGAUGACCCAGCAGUUCUUGCAGCAGAGACUUGCUUCAAUGAAGCUGAAAUUGAAGCCUUGCAUGAGCUAUUCAGGAAACUAAGCAGUGCUUUAAAAGAUGAUGGGCUUAUUAGCAAAGAAGAGUUUCAGUUGGGGUUAUUCAGAAAUAGCAAGAAUCAAAGUCUCUUUUCCGACCGGAUUUUCCAAUUGCUUGACUCCAAGCAUGAUGGAGUCAUAGAAUUCGCGGAGUUUGUACGAUCCCUGAGUGUCUUCCACCCAGAAGCACCCCAAUCAGACAAAGCUGCUUUUGCAUUUAAACUAUAUGAUAUAUGGGAGACAGGUUUCAUCGAACGCGAUGAGGUCAAGGUGCUGAUAUUGGCAUUUUUAGAUGAAUCAGAAUUGAUGCUUUCAGAUGACAUUGUUGAAGCCAUUAUUGACAAGACAUUUGAGGACGUGGAUUCAAAUGGGGAUGGAAAGAUUGAUCAAGAGGAGUGGAAGGAAUUCGCAACUCGAAAUCCAUCCUUGCUAAAGAACAUGACAAUUCCAUAUUUGAAGUUGGCGACUGUUUUAUCACCGUAAAGAGGAAACGGGGCCGUCAUUUCCUCUUUAUUUUGGCUGAAAGAUCAUCUCAAGAUAAUUUAGCUAUAUCUAUCUAAAGGCAAAGUUUCUAAGUAAUAUCACAUCUGUACUACCUACAUUCCACAAUCUCAGCUCCUCAUGUACAUGUAUGUUACACAUUAUUCUAGUCUGUACUUCAUCUACAUGAAUAUUACACAACGUUCUUGUCA
Messenger RNA from Populus trichocarpa (black cottonwood), 999 nucleotides. RefSeq names its product calcineurin B-like protein 7. Bases 110 to 790 code for a protein of 226 amino acids. Gene Ontology annotation, molecular function: kinase binding; calcium ion binding. The record is from RefSeq and is a predicted model, not a curated record. The transcript is spliced from 8 exons. Gene Ontology annotation, biological process: calcium-mediated signaling. Lineage: Eukaryota; Viridiplantae; Streptophyta; Magnoliopsida; Malpighiales; Salicaceae.